CGAGCCUCCAACAUCUGCAACCGCGGCCGACAUCACCACCACUUCCAGGCACCUGACAGCUACGGAUUUUGGAGACCGAGAGGAGAAGGUCUCGCGAGCGCAAUGUCUGCGUUCCGAGCCCGCGCAAUCGGUCGAGAUACCGCUCCGAUGACAGGCGCGUGCGGUAUAUGAGUGUGAUUCGGCAUAGUUGUCUCUGGUAGCAUAUCGUUAACAAAAUAAACUUCUGACUUCACACCAAUCCGGUCUUCUCACAAACAUCAUGCGUAUUCUUAUCACAGGGGCCGCUGGCUUCAUCGGCCAACUUGUAGCGAAAAAGCUUCUCGAUGACGAGAAGGGCGCGCAUUCUCUCAUCCUGACCGACAUCAUCGAACCGCCCAUCCCAGACGCCCGUUCCAGGAGUCAGACACAAGCCAUCAAGGCAGACUUAUGUACGGAAGCAGAUUCCGUCGUUACCAAAGACAUAGAUGCCGUCUAUGUCUUCCACGGCAUCAUGUCUUCAGGCGCCGAGGCUGAUUUCGAGCUGGGUAUGAAAGCAAACUUUGACGCAACCCGCGCAUUACUCGAAGCUAUCAGGAAGACAUGUCCGGGAGUAAGAGUAAUCUACGCCUCAAGUCAGGCAGUAUACAACAACUCCAUCACACUACCUGUUACGGAAUCUCAAAUGCCGACACCAGAGACGAGUUAUGGUGCAGAGAAGAUGAUGUGCGAGUACCUCAUUACUGAAUACACACGGCGCGGCUUCAUCGACGGUAUCUCACUUCGCUUCCCUACUGUCUCGGUACGGCCAGGGAAACCAACCGCCGCGGCGAGUUCCUUCAUCAGUGGCAUGAUUCGCGAACCGAUGAAUGGCAUCAAAUGCGUUAUUCCAUUAGAAGACAAGCAAUGGCGACACUGGCUCUGUUCUCCUCGCAUUCUAGUCCAGAAUCUAGUGUACGCGGCUACAGAUUUCGACAUCAACCGCCUCGCAAAGUUCGACCGCUGCUUAAACUUCCCUGGCAUCGGCGUCUCAGUGCAGGACAUGAUGGAUUCGCUUGCUAGGGUAGGUGGUAGCGAUAAGCUUGCAUUGCUAGAGAUGAAGGACGAGCCUACACUCAAGAAGAUACUAUAUUCUUGGCCUGCGGAAUUUGACAAUACGAAGGCUUUGAAUCUGGGGUUUGCGAGAGAUACUGGGUUUGAUCAGAUUGUAAGGGAUUAUGUGGACGGGUUGGCGCCAAAAGCUAGUGUGAGGGGGGACGAGAGAACGAGCCAGAAGGUUGAGAAUGUACGGGUGAAUGCUGUUGAAGUAGCAGCGUAAUGCUGCGCGCUGUAGUAUAGCUAGAAUACAUCAAUAUCUCACAU
Alternaria alternata is the source of this 1338-nucleotide messenger RNA. Its product is annotated as nucleoside-diphosphate-sugar epimerase. The transcript has a single exon. Lineage: Eukaryota; Fungi; Ascomycota; Dothideomycetes; Pleosporales; Pleosporaceae. The record is from RefSeq and is a predicted model, not a curated record. The coding region runs from base 260 to 1294 and encodes 344 amino acids.